Cutaneotrichosporon cavernicola is the source of this 822-nucleotide messenger RNA. RefSeq lists its product as uncharacterized. Gene Ontology annotation, molecular function: box H/ACA snoRNA binding. The coding region runs from base 1 to 822 and encodes 273 amino acids. The record is from RefSeq and is a predicted model, not a curated record. Gene Ontology annotation, cellular component: box H/ACA snoRNP complex. Lineage: Eukaryota; Fungi; Basidiomycota; Tremellomycetes; Trichosporonales; Trichosporonaceae. The transcript has 3 exons. Gene Ontology annotation, biological process: snoRNA guided rRNA pseudouridine synthesis.
AUGCUCAUCAACCCACUCUCCUUCCUCCUUCUCCUCGCGGCGCCACUUGCGCUCGCCAACCCCGUCCCCAACCCCGAGGCUGUCGCCGACCCAGGCGUUGAGGCCGACCCAUUCAAAAGGCCGCCGCCCACAAAGCCCACCCCUGUCUGUGGCACCGUCACUUCGACCUGCUAUUCUACCAAAACUGUGCCUGGGGCGGGAGGUCCCACCGUCACCUCCACCUGCGGUGAGUGGUGCUAUACCACCAUCACAAAGACGCAGGACAAGACCAUCUGCUCGACCACCACCGUCACCUCCACCAAGACGUCGACCCCCACCAUUACCGUCACUGCUCCCCCCACCAAGACUGUUACCAGUACCGUGUGCGCCGCCACAAAGACCGUCUGCGCCAACCAGUGGAGCAAGAAAGAAAUCCCCGAUCACCUCACCAACGCCCAGCGUCUGCAGUACGGUCUCCCCCCUCGUGGCCCCACAGAGAAGCGCAAGCGUACAUCUGGUUUGGACAGCCGUGGCGGCGGCGGCGGCGGCGGCGGCGGCGGCGGCGGCGGAGGAGGAGGCGGCGGAGGAGGAGGCGGCGGAGGAGGAGGCGGCGGAGGCGGCAACCCCGGGCCCUCGUGCACUCCCACCACAGUAGUGACUACCUCGACCAUAACCAAGACCGUUCCCAGCACAACCGACACUGCCUACAACACCAAGGUGACCACCCAGACCUCCACCACCUUCACGACCACCAAGGGCCCUCCCGUGACCACGACUGUGUCGUGCGCCACCGCCACCACUGUCGUCGUCAAAACCACUGCCACCGUCACCAAGAAGUGCUAG